Syzygium oleosum is the source of this 671-nucleotide messenger RNA. RefSeq lists its product as uncharacterized. NCBI's taxonomy places the organism in Eukaryota, Viridiplantae, Streptophyta, Magnoliopsida, Myrtales, Myrtaceae. The record is from RefSeq and is a predicted model, not a curated record. Bases 93 to 497 code for a protein of 134 amino acids. The transcript has 6 exons.
AGAGAAAAAGGAAAACCAGUAAGACGCAGCGAGAUCGCUUGCUCUGUGGCGGGGGAGGGCUUUAGAGAGGGUUUUUACGAAGGACGGCGGCAAUGGCGGAUCCGAGCCCUCGAGGCGGCUUCACAUGUCAUCACUGCGCAGGUCCUCUUUCCAAGGCCAUGGAGACCAGCGAUUGGAACGUGUCUCCCCUCAUCAGAGACAGCUUCUCCAUGAUCGGUUCAGCUGUGGGUGGUACGGCCAGCGCUUUCUAUGGAUUCAACCACGUGAUGCCAAUUGUCCGGAGAUGGGUAAAAGGGCCGAUGUGGUUGCAUUUCCUUAUUGGCGCACCUCCCGUGAUAGUAUUCUCUUCAGCCUGUGCAGGAUUGGCAGGUGGUGCAGUGCCUGCUCUAGCCCAACUUGCGUCUUCAUCUUAUCAUGCGGCUGUCUCCUCUCCAUUGCCUCCUUCAGCUUCUCAAGAUGAUAAAAUGCACAAGUCAAGAACUUCAUCUACCCUGUAAAUAUUACACCAGCUCUUUCUCUACUGCAUGGGGGUGCUUGGGACAGAGGAAGAGAGUUAGUUUGCCUGUGCAGGUUUGAUAGGCUUUCGGGAAAUUGUUCCAUCAAUUUUGUAUUUAUUGAUCAACUCAAAUGUUAAAUUACAUGCCAAAGCUUCAUCUUUUGCAUUUUGAUCA